AUGGCACACAGACAAGAGACCAACUAUGUGUUUCCCAAAACGUCUGAGUGCAAACCAUCCGACCUUGAUGGAUUCCAAUGGUGGGCUCUUCUUGCACCGAAAAAGACAGACCGAACGGCCAAGCCAUACUUUCGUGUUCAAUCCUCUCGUAUGAAGCCAUCCUACUUCUGUACUGAAUAUCGAAGCUUCGAUGCCUUCAAACUAUUUUGCAACUCGUUGGACGGAAUAAAGAUCCAGUCGUCAUCAUCAACUAUGCCGCACAAACUGCGAGGCCAAAGUCGAUUAGAGAGGCUUCCACCUGAGAUUCUAGGAUUGAUCUUCGAGGUUUCAGAGCCCGAUGGAUUCAUCGCUUUGAGUUUAUGCUCACAGUCACUCUGGGCACUUGCUAUCAAUUGGCGACAGAAUGGGUACCUGAGAUGGAGAAAUGCCUUCUCUUUAGCGGGAACUCCAGUUAUUUAUGCAAGCUCAUAUCUCAAAACCCUUCCGCAAUACCUCUACGAUAUGUACCCAAAGUUUGUUACAGAAGAGACGGAAGAGGAAGUGGCUGCCCCUAGACUGUAUGGUCAAGGACGUACGGUUACUCGAUCGACUGCUUGGUUCAACGACAUCGUGCUACAAUCUCACCUGGCGCCCGUCCCUUAC
Messenger RNA from Fusarium graminearum PH-1, 642 nucleotides. RefSeq lists its product as uncharacterized. The annotation marks the transcript as partial. The record is from RefSeq and is a predicted model, not a curated record. The transcript has a single exon. Lineage: Eukaryota; Fungi; Ascomycota; Sordariomycetes; Hypocreales; Nectriaceae.